CGUCCUCCCAGUCAGCCAGGCAGUGUGGUUUACUUACAAGACACUGAGCCAGAAACACAGCCGUGCUUUAUCGUCACAUGAGCAGCCGAGAGAUUGAAGAUGGCGACCAGUUCGGAGCGCAGUCCUCCUCCGUUCCCCGACUCGGAGGACCAAGAUGUUCUGGACGCUGAAGACGUCGGAGGAGGCCGAGACAGUGAUGAAGACGACGGGGACGACCUCUUCAUGAGCGCGACCAACGCUCCACUGACCGAAAUGGAUCCCACACUACCAUCUGCUACUCAGCCCAGUGAUGUUUUAAUGAAUCCUCCCAGCGAUAUCAUGAAUGACCCAUUAAUUGAACCCAUCAGCAGCCAAACAGAAACCAAACCAGCCAGUGAAGUUGUCAGCGAGCUCUCGGAUGAUUUUGUCGACCUAACAAACAACCUGAUGACUCCUGAUGACACAAUUGUAGCUGUAAGUGCUGCUGCAGAUGCAGCAAAAGACUCAACUGAAAUCCCUCUAGAUGAACCCUCAGAUGAAUUUGUUGACAUAUUGGGAAGUGAAACUGAAGCGCUGCGAGAGGAAGUAGUGUCUGCAGAUGUUACUGUCGGAGUAGAAACAGAUAAAAGUGAAGUGACAAGCAGUGUCACAGAUCCCCCUGGUGACGCUCAACAGGAAGUAAAAGAAACUUUCACUGCUCCGAUUAUCGACAUCAGCAGCGAUUUGUCUGAAAACCUUUUACAACAACCACCUGGCAGUGACAAAAUUCUUGACCCUUUCGUUGACCUUCUUAGUGAUCCUCCACCCGCUGAGGCCAAAAAGCCCAGCACCAGGUCAGACCUGUUUGAAGAUGACGGAAGCGACUUGUUUGCAGAACCACUGCAGACUACAUCUGCCAAGCAACCACAGAAAAGCCUCUUCGGUGAACCUGACGAGGAUCUGUUCAGUGAGCCGCUGGGUGCCACCACAAAGAAAACCAUCAGUAAAGAGCAGACAGACAAAUCUGUCACAACCGAGGCUGCUGUUAGCGCUGGUAGCAGCAUAAGUGGGCCUCUGCAAGAGAGUAACCAGGCAGAGCCUGCUGAUAUCUUCACUGAGGAAGCCAUCGUCACGGCACCCAGCAGUGUCAACUCCAAGGCUAAUGGAGUCCACUCUGAAGAAGACACGGAUAUAUUUGCAGAAGCCACAGUGGAGCUUUCUCUCGACAGUCCGCGGAAUGAGAGAAAGAAGGAUGCGGCUGCCAAACCGUCUGCAUCCGCUCCCUCUCUGUCAGCAGCUGCCAGCCUGGUCAAGCCUCAGGCUGCUGCCCUGGACGAGUUGGAAGAAGAGGAAGAAGAAGAGCAGGAAGACAAAUUUGAUAUCUUUGUCUCUGUCACUAACCCUGAAAAAAUAGGGGACGGGAUGAACGCCUACAUGGCCUACAAAGUAGCCACACAGACCUCACUGCCCAUGUUUCGCAACAAGACCUUCACAGUGAAGCGACGUUUCAGUGACUUCCUCGGCCUCUAUGAGAAACUUUCUGAAAAACAUGGCCCAAACGGAUUCAUCGUGCCUCCGCCACCAGAGAAGAGCAUCCUGGGUAUGACAAAAGUGAAGGUGGGAAAGGAAGAUUCCUCUUCUACAGACUUUGUUGAGCGAAGAAGAGGUGCUUUGGAGAGGUAUCUCCAGAGGGUGGUGACUCACCCAUCACUUCUUCAAGAUCCUGAUGUCAGAGAGUUCCUGGAGAGAGACGAAUUGCCUAGAGCAGUGAGCACCCAGGCUCUGAGUGGCGCCGGCUUCCUGAAAAUGAUCAACAAAGCAACAGAUGCUGUCAGUAAAAUGACCAUCAAGAUGAAUGAAUCAGACGUGUGGUUUGAGGAGAAGCUGCAGGAGGUGGAGUCUGCAGACCAGCAGUUCAGGAAGCUCCACGCGCUGGUCGAAUCCCUGGUCGUCCACAGAAAAGAGCUGUCGUUGAACACAGCGAGCUUUGCCAAAAGCACGGCCAUGCUGGGCAGCGCAGAGGACAACACCGCUCUGUCCCGCGCCCUCUCCCAGCUGGCAGAGGUAGAGGACAAGAUGGAGCAGUUACACCAGGACCAGGCAGCAAACGACACCUUCCGCUUCGCUGAACUCAUCGCGGAUUUUAUACGCUUGCUCGGCGCCGUGAGGGGGUCGUUUGAUCACCGGAUGAAGGCGUGGCAGCGUUGGCAGGAUGCGCAGGCCAUGUUGCAGAAGAAGAGGGAGGUUGAGGCCAAACUGCUGUGGGCCAACAAGCCAGAUAAACUGCAGCUGGCCAAAGAGGAGAUCGCCGAGUGGGAGGCCAAGGUGACACAGUACGAGAGAGACUUUGAAAGAGUUUCUGCCACCGUGCGCAAGGAAGUCGUCCGCUUUGAGAAAGAAAAAGCUAAGAAUUUCAAAAGGCAGAUCAUCCAGUACCUGGAGUCUCAGCUUCAGUCGCAGCAACAGCUGAUAAAGUACUGGGAGGCUUUCUUACCAGAAGCAAAAGCAAUCGCCUAAUCCUCGAGCACCAGCCUUCUGGACGACAAAACAGGCUGCCUUUUUCUUAUACACUUUACCUCUUGCCUUUAAACCAAGGAAAAAUGCGUGCAUUGUAAAGGGAGAUACAAUCAACCUGUUUUUUUAAUCACCUUUAACAUAUAGCUCUGUAUUCUAUUGUAUUAAUAAUUGUAUAUUUUCAUUUAACCUUCCACAAAUAUUUUCUUAAUAGAUGAAAAGAGUUUGCAUAUACAAAGAUAUGGACACACGAAAAAGCGUAAAGUGUAGAUGAAUGAUUUCCAUUAAUUUCCACUAGAGAAGGGAAAGGAAACGAGUCCGUUGUUCUCAGGAUUUUCUCCGACAUGUGAUCAGGAGCUCCUUCACAUCAGCAGUGGUUAAUUGUUUACAGUGCGGCUGCUCUCUCAUCAUAUAUUUCUGGGGACCCAGAUGAAGAAAGUGGCCAACACUCUCACUCUGUUUCUUCUUUUUAAUGACUCAAAGGGAUAAAACAGUUAAAGUAAGAAUUACGAGCACUUCCACCAGGUGGAUUAAGUACUUAAGUACCAGCCAUGUUUUGUUGUUUUUUGUUUUUUUUUUUCUUUCAGAUUUAAAGUACUAUUGAUGCUGAGGGGUUGGGGGGGUUGCAGGGUUAAGAGAGGCAUUAGAUUAGCAGUCUACAGCUGUGGUCAAGGGUUGCAUUGUAGGUCAAGCUUGUGGGUUUAAUGUUUUAGGUAUGAUUUCAAUCAUUGUGCAAACUUAACUCUUGUAACUACACAUGUCUGUGCCUUUUGAAUCCGAGUAGUGUUUUAUCUUCGGGCAGCAAAUAUAAUCCAGUUUGGGAGAAAGUUGUACACAGUUGAGGCUUGUUAACAGUUACUUCCACAGCAGCCAUAAUGACGAGAGUGUUAGGCUUGAGUUUAAGAACCAUACAGGUGUUUUCACAUCAUUUUGCCUUUUACUACAAA
This is a messenger RNA of Thunnus maccoyii (southern bluefin tuna), 3419 nucleotides long. RefSeq names its product sorting nexin 1a (gene snx1a). Gene Ontology annotation, cellular component: endosome membrane; endosome. Bases 100 to 2475 code for a protein of 791 amino acids. Gene Ontology annotation, biological process: early endosome to Golgi transport; intracellular protein transport. NCBI's taxonomy places the organism in Eukaryota, Metazoa, Chordata, Actinopteri, Scombriformes, Scombridae. The record is from RefSeq and is a predicted model, not a curated record. The transcript has 16 exons. Gene Ontology annotation, molecular function: phosphatidylinositol binding.